AUGGUCCGGUGGUGUUUUUUGACGCUGAGUGCACUUGUCGCUUGCGCCAGUGCCAUAGACACUCCUUCCAGAUUUCCUGAUCUUCAGCCAGGACAGCAGGCAGAUACUGAUGAAAUGGUCCAAAAUCUGCUACAAUGGAUUCAAGGGUUAUAUCAACAGAAGAACAGAAAAGCUCGUCAAUACUUUGGAGGCAAGCCAGACAAGCCCAGGCCAUUUGAACCAGCACCUUCUUACCUUCCACCGACAGGUUAUCCUCCGUCUGGCAACCGCCCAACGCCAUCUUAUAGUGAAGGACCUUCUUCAAGUCCGUCUUACCAACCUAGCUCACCUCUCUUAUCUACGGAACCAGAUCAACCACCUUUCCAACCAAGUCAAUCUUCAUAUCAGCCAAGUCAACCAUCCCAGGCGCCUUAUGAAACCUCUCAACCAUUUGAACCAAGUCAGUCUCCCCAACCAGGAUACCAGCCAAGCCAACCUGAUUAUCAACCUAGUCAACCAUCACAGCCGAAUUACCAGCCAAGUCAACCAACUUCCCCAUCAUACAAGCCCAGUCAACCUGUCGAUACACCAUCAGAAAAUCAGCCACAACAAGAAAUAACCAAUAAUGGUAAUAAUGAACAGCAACCAUCUAUCAAUCCCGAAGACGAAGACCGCCAUCCUCCUCAUAUCCACGAUAUCACUGUAGACUGUGGUAAAGAAAUGAUGACUAUUAAUAUCGAAUUCAAUAAAGUUUAUAAUGGCAUCAUUUACUCACAAGACCAUUUCAAGGAUUCUGAUUGUGUUUACGUGAAAGAAAACUCAAAUCAAAUUAAAUAUUCAUUUACAGUAAGUCUUAAUAAAUGUGGCACGAGAUUCUUUAGCGACUUCGAAAAUGAAGGUCAAGCAUAUCUCGAAAAUGUCUUGGUACUUCAAAAUGAACCUGGUAUUCAAGAGGUGUGGGAUCAUAUUCGCCGAGUCAGAUGUCUAUGGGAAGGAAAUUUAACUAAGCAGUUGGUUUCGUCAUUGAGUGUUGGUAUGUUAAAUCAAAUCACAAGUAACUUUAGCGGAGAUACAGCUAUGGCACGUUUGGAUAUUCAGACCGGUCGAGGACCUUUCGCUCCUGAAGCAAAUGGUUUAGUGAAGAUUGGAGAAAUUAUGACUUUGGUUGUAUCUGUAAGUGGAGAUGCUGGUUUUGAUAUAAUAGUAAGAGAAUGUGUAGCUCGGGACUCAAGCAACAAUCAUGUCGUACCUUUAACAGACUCUAACGGUUGUGUUCUUAAGCCAAAACUGUUCGGUGCAUUCCAGAAAACUAGAGAAACUGGUAAUACUGGGGCUUCAAUUAUCGCAUAUGCUUUCUUUAAUGCAUUUAAAUUCCCUGAUGAAAUGGACUUGAUCAUUCAAUGUGAUGUUGAAUUGUGCAAAACAAACUGCGAAAUGUGCGAAAACCCUGGAAGCACUGAACCGAGAAGGAAAAGACGUGAUAUCAUACAUGUAGGAAACCGUACCGUAUAUGAGCCUGUGACAACUAUCGAAAAAGGUCUGAGAGUAGUCUUUGCAGAAGACUUGCCUCUAGAGACUGGUAUAUGUAUUUCUUCUACUGCUGCAUUAUGGGGAGGAUUCUUAGUUCUAGCUGGUUCUUUGAUGAGCACUCUGGCUGUAUCUUUCUGCUGGCAAAGAUCGCGAGGAUCUGUCAAAUUUACA
Messenger RNA from Brenthis ino (lesser marbled fritillary), 1680 nucleotides. The record is from the annotation of a GenBank genome assembly. Lineage: Eukaryota; Metazoa; Arthropoda; Insecta; Lepidoptera; Nymphalidae.